Messenger RNA from Rubroshorea leprosula, 387 nucleotides. NCBI's taxonomy places the organism in Eukaryota, Viridiplantae, Streptophyta, Magnoliopsida, Malvales, Dipterocarpaceae. The record is from the annotation of a GenBank genome assembly.
GAACAAGAAGCAAGCCCGACAGCACCCAUCCCUUGAGAAAACCGAUAAAACAUGAUCUGCUCUGCUCUUCCUCCCCUGUCCACCGGUGAUGCUAGGUAUGAAUUUCUGGGCUUUUUCGGCCCCAUGAGCUUCCCCUGCACUUCCCGCCGGUCUCCCCAAGCCACAGCUCCAGUUUUUGCUGGAAUUCUGGUGCUGUUAUGGCUUAGAGCAUUGAGAUUGAGUCCUCGGUUUAUGCGAUUGAGGAGGCGAAGUCAAGGACAGGGAAAAACGAGGAGAGUGACGAGUUAGAAAGCUAGCCACCUGUAAUUUGAUAUAGAUUUUAGAUAUAGAUCAUGAUCUUGUAAGUUAGAGUUUAAAUGGGAGAUUUUAUAAAUUCAUUGAAUGGAU